AUGGUAGCAGACGACCAGCUAGUCCUUCUUAAUGAUUGGAAACUAGCAAUGACCUCUCUUGCUAAAGCUCUAGAUCUAACUGUCUCCUCUCUACAGGGCCGCCCAAGAGACCUGGCCCGGGGGCUUGCAGCCAGAUUUGUUUCCCUAGCAAAACAGGACUCCCCUCAGCAGAUUCCUCUGAUGACAGCAGUUGCACCCCCACAGCCAUCCAGGCAGAUGGAACAGCCAAACCAACCUCCCACUCCUGAGGCUUGCGAAGGCCCCCUGAAGAGGCAAACCUCGCAGCCUACAACCUGGGCAUCCCUGACAGCCCCAAGAGCUGGUCAGGGGAACUGGCAAACUAUUGCCCCAGAACACCGUACGCAAGCCAAGCAACCAGCACAACGAAAGCUGAAGCAGUCAAACAAGACUGACCACCGCAUCUUCCUCCACCUCCCGGCCUCCUCUAGCCUCCGGGCUAUUGGACCACAUGGCAUCUGGGUCACCCUUGCAGGGAAAGUUCCGGACGGGAUCGCACAGGUGCAAGUAAUAUUAACAGGAUAUGCAAUUACUACAACUGAACAAGGCAAGGUCUUCUUACUGUCAGAGAAGGCUCUAUUCAGUCCCCCGACCCGAUGGACUGCCAGACCCAGGACUCUAACAUAUGUACAAAGGGAUCUCCCAGCCCAUUCCCUCCCGGAACCAAUCUUACCAGACAUCACCACAAUCUACACGGCAGGCCUUACUAUCAUCAAUGUCUACUGCCCCCCUAAUAACCUAGUUGCCCCUGCUGGUGCUGGCUCAACACCCUCUAUACUUUCCACACUCCUAGGAUAUGCACCCCCAGAGAACACCAUCCUAGCAGGAGACUUCAAUACCCAGCACCCAUUCUGGCAGCCAGAUACUGAGUCUUAUGCUGUCAUACCUGGCGCAACAGGAUUAUUAGACUGGCUUGAUGCCCAUGAGCUGGAACUUCGCCUUGAGCCAGGCACCCCCACCCGUGGACCAAACACCCUAGACCUUGUCUUCUCUAACCUACCACUAAGGGCCCUAGUAGAAGACCAUCUAAAGACUCCAAGUGACCAUGCAACAAUUGGAAUAAUACUGGAACAAGAAGAGCCCCCGCCUAUAUACAAGCUUGGAUCUACUAACUGGGAGAAAGCCAGAGCCCUGGCAAGCCUGCCUGACCCAACCCUACUAAUUGACCUACUAGCCAAACAACUGCUCCGGAAGGCCAUUGUACGGGCAAAGGCUGAAUACUGGAAGCAGCGAAUUGAACAAGCCACAGCACCUAUAGAUGCAUUCAAACUUGCUAAAUGGAUACAACAUCCAGACCAGCUCGCUGCUUCUCCCCUGAAUAUACAAGGGGCACAGGUUACUACUCCACAGGGCAAGGCAGAUGCCUUCCUUAAUUACCUCUUAGAGAAGGGGGCCCUGCUUCCAAAUCAGACAGAAGAGGGACCCCCAAACAAGCCCCUGGGCUCACUACACCUGCCAACAAAAGAGCACUGCUGGGCUGCUCUCUGUGCCCCACCCCUGUCUGCCCCCAGGGAGGACAGACUUGCCACCACUGCUUGGAGGGAGCUCUGGCCCGUACUAGGGGAUAUAAUCACACAACUGUACUACAGGUAUGUGAAAGGGGUAUUUGACGCUGUAAUACACCAACGGCUCCUUUCUCACUUACACCUGCAAGGAUGGUAUAAAGGCUUACUCCAGCUACUUAAGGACUGGCUUACUGGCUGCUCUGUAUCUGUUCAUAUCAAAGAAGGCACUGCCACAGCACCAAUUAAAGGCAGACUCCCCCAGGGAUCCCCCCUAUCCCCAAUACUCUUCCUGCUAUAUGCGGCAAGAAUAGUCUCUACCUUAGAGGGCUCCUUCUGCUAUGCAGAUGAUAUGGGUAUAUUAUUAACUGGGAAUACCCUGGAAGAGAGCUUACAACAACUGGUAGAGGCCUACAAGCAAAUUACUGCUCUAGGGACAGAGACAGGCCUCCCUUUCUCAAUAGAGAAAACAGAGAUACAAUACUUCUCUAGAAAGCAGCAGCAGCAUCUCCCUACAGUUACUCUACCUGGAGUUCUUCUGGAUACAAAGCUUACUUUUAAAGCCCACAUUAAUUUGGUCUUUAGCCGCGGGAAACGACUCGCCCAGCACCUAAAGAGACUUAGCAAUACCCAGCGCGGCUGCCCAGUGGCCUCCAUGUGGGCAGCAGUUAUACACAGCCCUGGCUAUUACUCCGCAGCCUACAAGACUACCCCUACUGCAGCACUCCUCCGCGAAGCAGACCUACCAGACCCAGAAGCUCUACUCAACAGCAUCCUCUGGAGGGCAGCAAAGCCCCUUCAGGUCCGCUGGAUUCCAGGCCACUCUGGAAUUGCUGGGAAUGAGCUGGCAGACAAGCUCGCUAAGCUAGGGUCUUCUAUAUACAGCCCCGACAUCCCCCCCUCCCCAGCAUACCUACGACGGGAGGCAAAACAGUGGCUCCGUACAGAGACAUAUACAGCAUAUGCUAAUAAGGCGCCUGAAACCUACAAAGCCCUGAAUAUCAGACCCCAUACAAAAGAAAGCCGCUCCCGCGAGCACAAGCUGCCCCGGUGGGUACUUGGCCGACUCGUCGCCGCUUGUACAGGCCACGGAGACUUUACGGCAUACCACCAGCAUUUUGACCACACAGACUACCUGGAGAGCUGCACCUGCGGCAAGGCAAAGACCCCAGUACACUUCUUCUUUUGCCCAUAUACCAGAAAACGCUGGAAGGAUAGAUGGAGAUGUAUAAAGGAUGGCCCGUCAAAAACAAUAGACUGGCUCUUAAGUACAGCUGCCGGGGCUGAGGAAUUCAGCCGCAUCAUGCAAGAAUCAUCCUUUUUCAAGGACAUAUGCCCGAACUGGGCCCGCCGGAGCGCUUGA
Aspergillus nidulans FGSC A4 is the source of this 2883-nucleotide messenger RNA. RefSeq lists its product as uncharacterized. Gene Ontology annotation, molecular function: catalytic activity; nucleic acid binding. The transcript is spliced from 7 exons. The coding region runs from base 1 to 2883 and encodes 960 amino acids. The record is from RefSeq and is a predicted model, not a curated record. Lineage: Eukaryota; Fungi; Ascomycota; Eurotiomycetes; Eurotiales; Aspergillaceae.